UAUUAAAAUGGGCGGAAGUAAACAUAGGCACAGCAAAGAUAAAUUGUAUUUGUUACACAGUGAACUAGAUAGCUCAUUAAACCCAAAAAUAAACGCAAGACCAGGGGAACUUCUACCACUCGAUUCCUGCGCAUUAACCCUGCAACCAUUCAAAUCGCCAGUAUGUACCACCCAGGGACAUGUAUUUGAAGAUAGCGCAAUUAGAAGCUAUAUAGAAAAACAUGGGACCAAUCCAGUCACGGGAGAACCGCUAUCGCAAGAUGAACUGAUACCAUUAAUCUUCACAAGGGAUGAUGACAAUGAACUACAAUGCCCACUGUCAUAUAAAAGGUUUACACCAAGCUCACACGUAGUUGUAGUAAAGACUUCAGGAUAUGUCUACGCCUACGCAACACUAAAAGAAGUAUCGGCUAAGCAGCCUGGAUGUGCCAUGCAAGAUCCAAUGACAGGUGAAACUUUUAGCAAAAAGGAUCUGAUAACAAUACAAGACCCACAUAAUACAGAGCUACGUAAAAUCGCAAAUUUCAAGCAUAUCAGCACUACCUUCAAUAACACGGAACAAUCCAAAAGUGAAAUUAGAGGAAAUGCCCUUUAUCGCAAUACUCUUGACAAAUUCGAUGGUGCAACGGAUAUCAUAGAAAACCAUGCCAAGCUGUUCAAGAAACCACAAAUUGAUACCUUAGCGGAUAGACCCAAACACGCAAGGUUCACAACAAGUGGACAAGCAUCAAGCUUUACAUGUACAACAAUAGAACCUACUUACGGCACGCAGUAUAGACCCAUGACAGUCUUUGAAGUGAGGGAACCACUAUACGAUAUGGUCAAGAAGCAGAAAUUGAAAGCAUAUGUAAAAAUAGUUACCAGUGAUGGAGAUAUUAACCUGAUGCUACACUCAGAUAGAGUGCCAAUGACAUGCGAUAACUUUCUACAGCAUUGCGAAGAUGGAUACUAUGAUAAUACAAUAUUCCAUAGAUGCGUGCCAAACUUCAUGAUACAAGGAGGUGAUCCCACAGGUACAGGCAGUGGAGGUGAAAGUGCCUUCUACACCAGAGCACAAAAAAAUAACCCAAAUGAAGUAGUGCCUAAAUAUUUUAAGGACGAAUUUGAUAAUACACUGUUCCAUGUGGGAGCCGGGGUACUCUCCAUGGCCAAUAAAGGGAAACAUACCAACGGAUCACAGUUCUUCAUCACAUUCAAUACCUGUGAUCACCUAGAUAACAGACAUACAGUAUUCGGUAAAGUAGUAGGAGGCACAGAUAUACUGAAGAAAUGGGAAAAACUGAAAAUAGAUGAUGAUGAACGGCCACUCAAACCACCAAAACUAAUAAAAACAGUGAUCUAUUCAAACCCAUUCGAUACUGUACAAAAACAACUGCAAGAACAGAAAGAACAAGAGGAAGUUAAUAAGAAACGUAGCCUAUCCAGCACUACACGUAACUGGAUCAUACACCCGACGUUACAGAACACUAGUAACCAAGUCAACUCAAGUGAAGAAGUAGGAUAUCUACUGAAUAAACGAAUAAAAACAGAUAAAAAGAAAGAAUAGAUGCAACUGGCUGUAUGUAUAUAAUUGUAAUAUUGAGAACCAAUUCAUAGUAGACAGUGAUCAAUGAACAGGCCGGCCGGAAAUAUUCUCACUAGCACGGCGCUUCGGAUUUGCAAUUGCUAAAUUCUGCAAUAAACCAGGCAUUGAAAAGAAAAAUGACAUCCCAGGCCUGGAGAAGUGGUGAGGGUCAAGCACAACGUCAG
Messenger RNA from Babesia bovis T2Bo, 1749 nucleotides. Its product is annotated as Cyclophilin type peptidyl-prolyl cis-trans isomerase/CLD family protein. The transcript has 3 exons. The record is from RefSeq and is a predicted model, not a curated record. Bases 8 to 1546 code for a protein of 512 amino acids. Gene Ontology annotation, biological process: protein peptidyl-prolyl isomerization; protein polyubiquitination. Gene Ontology annotation, cellular component: catalytic step 2 spliceosome. Gene Ontology annotation, molecular function: ubiquitin-ubiquitin ligase activity; peptidyl-prolyl cis-trans isomerase activity. Lineage: Eukaryota; Apicomplexa; Aconoidasida; Piroplasmida; Babesiidae.